GUAUAGUCGUACACAGAAGAAGCCUUCUUCGGCAACAAGAAAUCCCAGCUUUAUAGAACCAGGGCUUGUCUCCGGCAUUCUCCAAGAACUCCCAUUUCAGAACCUCUUCUCGAUUCCCCACUUCCUCUUUCCAAGACGACAUGGGAGAUAGCCAGUACUCCUUUUCUCUCACCACUUUCAGUCCUUCGGGAAAGCUUGUGCAGAUCGAGCACGCCUUGACAGCGGUUGGAUCUGGUCAGACAUCACUCGGUAUCAAAGCUGCCAAUGGUGUUGUCAUCGCAACUGAAAAGAAACUGCCUUCUAUCUUGGUUGAUGAAACGUCUGUUCAAAAGAUCCAGUCUCUGACACCAAAUAUUGGAGUUGUUUACAGUGGCAUGGGUCCCGAUUUUAGAGUUCUGGUCAGAAAAAGUAGGAAGCAGGCAGAGCAAUACCAUAGACUGUACAAGGAACCAAUUCCAGUCACUCAACUUGUGAGGGAAACAGCAGCUGUAAUGCAGGAGUUCACCCAAUCUGGAGGUGUAAGGCCCUUUGGAGUAUCUCUUUUGGUUGCAGGGUUUGAUGACAAUGGUCCUCAAUUAUACCAGGUGGACCCAUCCGGUUCAUAUUUCUCUUGGAAGGCCUCUGCAAUGGGGAAGAAUGUUUCUAACGCCAAAACCUUUCUAGAAAAAAGGUAUACUGAUGAUAUGGAGCUUGAUGAUGCUGUGCACACUGCUAUCUUAACCUUGAAAGAGGGAUUUGAAGGACAGAUCUCAGGCAAAAACAUUGAAAUUGGAAUAAUUGGCACGGAUAAGAAAUUCAGAGUACUAACCCCUGCUGAGAUUGAUGAUUAUUUGGCUGAAGUAGAGUAAGCAAUAUGAUGCUUGUGUGCAAAGUGAAGUUAUUUUAAAGACAAAUGUGAGUGUUUAAUUUUGAAGUGAAGUGGCUGCCUGUAAAACUUGAUGAUAAUGCCUGGAACUGCCAUUCCAUUCCCAAAAUUAUGAACAAAAACUGUUGGCUCCUUCUAUGAACAUGUUAGGUUACCCAAUUCCCACACCAUUAUAUGUUGGUUAAGGAAUUAUGUAUUAUUGGAUAUUUUAGAUGCCGUGGGUUUUAAGUCAAUUGUUGGAAUUUCUGCAGUGA
Messenger RNA from Cucurbita moschata (crookneck pumpkin), 1119 nucleotides. RefSeq names its product proteasome subunit alpha type-2-A-like. Gene Ontology annotation, biological process: ubiquitin-dependent protein catabolic process. Lineage: Eukaryota; Viridiplantae; Streptophyta; Magnoliopsida; Cucurbitales; Cucurbitaceae. The transcript is spliced from 11 exons. The record is from RefSeq and is a predicted model, not a curated record. The coding region runs from base 141 to 848 and encodes 235 amino acids. Gene Ontology annotation, cellular component: proteasome core complex, alpha-subunit complex; proteasome core complex.